UCUGUCUGUCCGUCUUUCUCUCUCUCUCUCAGCUAGUAAUAGUUCUUGCUACAUUUAUGUUUCAUGGAGAUCAAGUAGCUAAACAGCCAAAAGAAGUGUAACAUUUACGGAGAGAUAAAUUAAAAAAAAAAAAAAACGAAAGAAGAGGAUUAGAAACUUCCAACAUUUUCUUAGCAUAUUUCAAAAGGUGGGAAAAUGCGCUGGGGACUCUGUUCGGCAGGUAUGAUUGCAACGGAUUUCUUCAAUGCUUUGCAAUGUCUGAAUCCUUCAGAACACAAAAUAACUGCAGUGGUAUCCAAAUCUUUAGAGAAAGCUAAGAAACUAGCCGAUGAAUUUAAAAUACCAAAUGUGUAUACCAGCUAUGAAGAAUUUGCCAUAGAUCCCAACAUAGAUCUUGUGUACCUUUCAACGGUCAACAUUUUCCAUCAUCCUCUUUCCAUUCUUAUACUGAACAAUGGUAAACCUGUUCUAUGUGAGAAAACCUGUGCUUGUAAUACGAAGCAGACAGAAGAAAUGACUGAACUUGCAAAGUCAAAGAAAUUAUUUUUCAUGGAGCCCUCCUGUGAAAUCCUGCUUAGUGCAACUCCUGACGAGCAGCUUUUGUGGAAACUGGGUUCUCGAAGUGAUCAUAAAUCUCUACAGUCAUUUUAGGAGCUGUACGUUCGUGAUCCUUUCUAACAAUUCGCGUAAGAGUCCGACGUUCCAUAUCUGAAAUUUCUGUUUUUCUACCGGGAGUUUUGUUUCGACUAGGAGGUUUUUCCCUCUUUCUCAAAGGCUGUCAUUACUUUCG
Octopus sinensis (East Asian common octopus) is the source of this 790-nucleotide messenger RNA. RefSeq names its product trans-1,2-dihydrobenzene-1,2-diol dehydrogenase. The coding region runs from base 196 to 651 and encodes 151 amino acids. The record is from RefSeq and is a predicted model, not a curated record. NCBI's taxonomy places the organism in Eukaryota, Metazoa, Mollusca, Cephalopoda, Octopoda, Octopodidae. The transcript is spliced from 4 exons. Gene Ontology annotation, molecular function: nucleotide binding.